Molecule: messenger RNA, 1394 nt
Organism: Spinacia oleracea (spinach)
Lineage: Eukaryota; Viridiplantae; Streptophyta; Magnoliopsida; Caryophyllales; Amaranthaceae
Product: kinetochore protein SPC25 homolog
Exons: 8
Coding region: 118-1047 (309 amino acids)
Biological process (GO): chromosome segregation
Cellular component (GO): Ndc80 complex
Source: RefSeq, a predicted model, not a curated record
GAAAUUCAAGCUAUGUCAUUGUUCACACUUUGUUCAGUUGAACUCAAUUCAAAAUUGAAAACGGCGGGCUGAUCUUUCUCUCUCCUCUCAUUCCAUAUUUCUCUCUUGCUACCUCCCAUGGCUUCAGUGCUCGAAAAGUUGCGGGAGCUUCGAAGAGUUUGUGAUAAAGAUAUUAUUGAACCUCAUCAGCAAAAAGCCGGCGAAGUUUUUCCCUCUUUUCGGAAUUUUCUACAAUCAUAUAGACCCAAGGCUGAGAUAAAUGCUCAUACUCACGUGAAAUUGGGGAAACUAAAAGUUGAAUUAAGAGAAUUGGAGGAUCAAUUGGUCAGAGCUUUGGCAGUUAAAACACGGAAGGAGACUAAGCGGAUUGCACUAACGGACUCCCUUUCUGAAACAAUUGUGAAUGUGGACGAGCUUCAGAAAAUUGUACUAGAUCAAGCAGCUAGGAAAGAUGAAUAUGCUAACAUCCUAUUGGAACAGUCAAAUGCUCUUGCUGAAUCUGAAGAGAAGAAUAGGCGAGAAGCUUCUCGGGACAGAGAAGAACUACAAGAGGCAUUUACAUGGUACAAUAGGGUACUUGGUUUCCGUAUUGAUGGGGGACGUGGUAUUACAUUCACAUUUACUAAGAUCAUCAAAAAUUGUCCAACUGAGGAGUAUUCUUUGACCGUUCGUUAUGCGAAUGAAAAAUAUACUUUGCUUGAUUGUAAGCCAAAGUUAAAUGACAUUGAAGAGCUGGUCCAUGAGUUGAACAAAAGCAAUGGCUUAUACAAAUUUGUUAGAAUUAUGAGAGGAAAGUUACAAGCUGCAUCAUCAGGGUCAGUGUCUCACUUCAUAUAUCAGGAUCAAGAUUGUACCAGUUCCUGUUUAUCUGCCCCAGUUUCCUGUGUUUCAACUGAUAGCAUAUGUAAAUCACCACUCCCACUUAAUGUAGUCAGUGGAGAUAUUAAGAAACGCAAUUAUGUAAAAGGCGCCAAAUCACCUCAUCUCUUCGAAUCUCCUCGACGUUCACCUCGCCUUUUGAUAGCAAAGAAACCUAGAGAAGCUUGAACGUAUUUGCACUCCCCAAAACCUGGGGAAAAUGCAACUUAUGGGAUGGAUCAUCAACUGCUGGUUGGACACGCAUGUCGUGAGAAGUCUUGUAGUAUAACUGUAGUUAGUAUAUCUAAUUGUAUUCUAGCAUAUUCUUUUUAGAAAUUUUCUUCUGAAUAGUGGAGACUGCUGUUGCUGCUGCUGCUGCUGCUAUUUUGAUAUUUCAAGUUCUUUUAGUUCCUUUUUUAUUCUGGGGUUGUAAGUUGAGCUCCGUUUUGGUGUAAAUUCUUGUAAUAUAUGUAUUUUGCCUUCUAAUUUCAUGUCCUUGGUUUUGAGCAUCUAAUAUAUUGAACUAGACUGAUUUA